AUGUCUUCAUCGAACUCUUCUUAUGUGGAUGUUCUGAUCAUUGGUGCUGGUCCUUCCGGACUGGCCCUUGCCAAUUGGUUUCGCUCCUCUAACAUCCGCGUACGGCUACUCGAAAAGAAACCUGGCCUGACACCACGAGGGCAAGCAGAGGGAUUAAAAAGCACGACUGUUGAAAUCUUUGAGUCACUUGGCAUUGGACACAAGAUAUGGGCGGAAGCGUGGAGACUGGAAGAGAUCGCAAUAUGGGGGACGGGAAAGACAGAGGAUGGUGUCAUAAUUGAAACUGAGAUCAAAAGAGAGCAGGUUAUGCAAGAUAGAGUGCUCGAGCUCGGGAAGGCGAGAGAAAUCAUGCUUCAGCAAUGUAGGCUCGGCGACCAGAAAGGAUAUCCCGUGACGGUGUCCGUGACAACAACACCGGAUGAAAUAAGGGAAAAUGGAAACCGAACUAAUGACUCAACUCCACAGAUUCUCACCGAAGAAAUCUAUGCAAAAUACGUGGUGGGCUGCGAUGGAGCUCAUAGCUGGACUCGUAACCAGUUAGGUAUAAAGUUAGAGGGUGACUUGACAGACUCUAUGUUUGGUGUGGCAGACAUAGUUCCCAAAUCAAACUUCCCAGACAUCCGAAAAGUGUGCUACCUACGAGCAUCCACUGGGACUAUCCUCCUCGUACCUCGCCCGAAUAGAGAGAUUCGUCUGUACAUUCCCGUUGAGAGCGGUAGCGUUCUUAGCAGCCCGAAAAACUUGACCUUUGAGCGAAUCAUGGAUGCAGCUCGCAAGAUUAUUUCUCCUUACACGCUCGAGGUAGGAUCUUGUUCAUGGUGGUCAGCCUAUCGUGUUGGACAACGCGUCGGUGAACGGUUCGGUGCUAAGAAUCGUGUAUUUCUCGUUGGCGAUGCUGUCCACACCCACUCUCCAAAAGCGGGCCAGGGCAUGAAUACCAGUAUCCAAGAUGCGUUCAACCUUGGUUGGAAACUUCGUCUUGUACUUGAUAACUUUCUGUCACCUUCGAUUCUCUCAACAUACGAAAGCGAACGACGGCCUGUGGCACAAGAUCUCAUCUCUUUCGAUCGUGGAUAUCUGAAGCUUUUUUCCGCACCUUCGGCAAGCUUUGACAGCGAAUUCUUACGUGCCAUGAAAUUCACGACGGGCCUGUCUAUCCGUUACUCAGUGUCACCCAUAGUCCAGGUUCAAGGAUCCGCAGAGCACAUAGUGCCAAGCUUGUUGAAGGCAGACAUAGUUCCAGGUAAGCGUCUGCCAGACUUUCAGGUCGUUUGCCAGGCAGAUGGUGUCACAACACGCAUUCAUCCAAGGCUCCAUGCAAAUGGGGCUUUUAGGAUCCUCAUUUUUGCGGGUGACAUAGCAAAGGGUGCUCAUCUGGCUCGGCUCCAGUCUCUUGGGUCCUGGCUUAGUGAUCAUGAAUCUGGUCUUGGUAGAUUUACCGUUGGCGACUCCCAGGCAAGGGUAGAGGUACUGGUUGUGCAUUGUGCCGCAAGAAAUAACGUGGAGUUGAUGGAGCUUCAUGAGGUAUACCGGCCGUGGAACGAGAAUUUGGGGUGGGAUUACUGGCGCGUCUAUGCAGAUGUAGAAAGCGCUCAUGAAGGACAUGGAAGGGUGUAUGAGAGGCUGGCGAUUGACAGGGAGAAAGGCUGUAGCGUCAUUGUGAGGCCAGAUGGCUACAUUGGGAUGGUAGUGGACGUGGAGGAUCAUGACAGCAUGCGAAGUUACUUCGCAAAUUUAGAGUCCAGAGACACUUCGCUAUAA
Molecule: messenger RNA, 1761 nt
Organism: Lachnellula hyalina
Lineage: Eukaryota; Fungi; Ascomycota; Leotiomycetes; Helotiales; Lachnaceae
Gene: fmpF
Product: Aromatic hydroxylase
Exons: 6
Coding region: 1-1761 (586 amino acids)
Molecular function (GO): FAD binding
Source: RefSeq, a predicted model, not a curated record